UGCGAAAGGGGAGCUGCUGGAAUUCAAAUAGACUUUCUGGUUCCCAGCAGUCGGCAGUAAUAGAAUGCUUUCAGGAAGAUGACAGAUGCAGGGAGAAGAUGCUGUUUUGCACUAUCUUGAUUUGUUACGGCAGCCAACUUAUUGGCAUGAUGGAGUGACAAGAAAAGCAGCUGGCAUGGAAGAUGAACGAGAAGAUGUUCAAAAGAAAACUUUCACAAAAUGGAUAAAUGCACAGUUUGCAAAGUUUGGAAGACGUUACAUUGAAGAUCUUUUUAAUGAUUUCCGAGAUGGACGAAGACUUCUGGAGCUCCUGGAAUGCCUUACAGGCCAAAAACUUGCAAAGGAAAAGGGCUCCACGAGAGUUCAUGCUCUGAACAAUGUCAACAAAGCACUGCAGGUUUUGCAGAGAAAUAACGUUGAUUUAGUAAAUAUUGGCAGCUCAGACAUUGUGGAUGGAAAUCAUAAGCUGACCCUUGGUUUGGUCUGGAAUAUAAUCCUCCACUGGCAGGUCAAAGAUGUAAUGAAAAACAUCAUGGCUGGAUUGCAACAGACAAACAGUGAAAAGAUUCUGCUGAGCUGGGUUCGCCAAUCAACUCGUAAUUACCCACAGGUCAAUGUUAUCAAUUUCACCACUAGCUGGUCUGAUGGAUUGGCUUUCAAUGCACUCCUCCACAGUCACAGACCGGACCUAUUUGACUGGAACACUGUUGCUUCUCAACAGUCACCUGUACAACGAUUAGACCAUGCCUUCAGCAUAGCCAGGCAACACUUGGGCAUAGAAAAACUUCUUGAUCCUGAAGACGUUGCAACUGUCUGUCCAGAUAAGAAGUCCAUCUUAAUGUACGUGACUUCCCUCUUCCAAGUUCUGCCACAGCAAGUCACCAUGGAAGCCAUCAGGGAGGUGGAAACAUUGCCACGACACUCAAGGGUCACUAGAGAAGAGCACAUACAAGUACAUCAUCAACAGCAUUUUUCACAAGAAUUUUUAGAAACUGUUGAAGAAAAGACAUUUAGCACCUCACUGAUGGGGUCAGAAAUGGACCUUGACAACUACCAAACUGCUUUGGAAGAAGUACUCACGUGGCUUCUAUCUGCUGAAGAUGCAUUACAAGCACAAGGAGACAUAUCCAAUGAUGUAGAAGUUGUUAAAGAACAGUUUCACACCCACGAGGGUUUUAUGAUGGAAUUAACAGCUCACCAAGGACGUGUUGGCAAUGUUUUGCAAGUUGGAAGUCAACUUCUAACACUUGGAAAGCUUUCAGAUGAUGAAGAAAAUGAAAUCCAAGAACAAAUGAAUCUACUUAAUUCUCGAUGGGAAAGUCUCAGGGUAGCCAGUAUGGAAAAACAAAGCAAUUUACAUAAAAUUCUAAUGGACCUUCAAAAUCAGCAGCUAGCCCAAUUGGCUGAUUGGCUAACAAAAACAGAGCAAAGGACAAAGAAAAUUGAUUCAGAGCCCUUAGGUCCAGAUCUAGAGGACCUAAAGCGUCAAGUAGAAGAACAUAAGGCAUUUCAAGAAGAUUUGGAACAGGAACAAGUCCAGGUGAAUUCUCUUACCCACAUGGUAGUGGUGGUGGAUGAAAACAGUGGAGACAAAGCUACCGCUGCACUGGAAGAGCAGCUUCAGCACUUUGGAGACCGGUGGGCUGCCAUCUGCAGAUGGACAGAAGAUCGAUGGGUUCUUCUGCAAGAUAUUCUUCGUAAAUGGCAGCAUUUUGCAGAAGAGCAGUGCCUUUUUGAUGCAUGGCUUACUGAGAAAGAGGAUGCUGUGAGCAAAAUUCAUACAACUGGCUUUAAAGAUCAAAAUGAAAUGCUGACCAGUCUACGUAAAUUAGCUAUCCUAAAAGGAGAUCUCGAAAUGAAAAGACAAAUGAUGGGUAAGCUGAAUUCACUCAGCCAAGACCUUCUUGUAGCUGUGAAAAAUAAAGCAGUGGCUCAAAAGCUGGAAAGUCGUCUUGAAAAUUUUGCCCAGCGCUGGGAUAGCCUUGUGCAGAAGGUAGAGAACAAUUCUAAGCAGAUUUCACAGGCUGUCACUACCGCUCAGACAUCACUAACGCAGACAACUGUAAUGGAAACUGUAACUAUGGUGACCACAAGAGAACAAAUCCUGGUGAAGCAUGCUAAAGAGGAACUCCCACCACCUCCACCCCACAAAAAGAGGCAGCUCCUUGUGGAUUCAGAAAUUAGGAAGAGGUUUGACUCGGAUACAACAGAGCUCCAUAGCUGGAUGACCCGCUCAGAAGCUGUACUUCAGAGUCCUGAGUUUGCAAUAUAUCGAAAAGAAGGCAAUCUCUCAGAUCUCAGAGAAAGAGUCAAUGCCAUCCAGCGAGAAAAGCCUGAGAAGUACAGGAAACUGCAAGAUGCCAGCAGAUCAGCUGAGGCCCUGGUGGAACAGAUGGUGAAUGAGGGCCUUAAUGCUGAUAAUAUCAGACAAGCCUCAGAGCAGCUGAAGAGUCGCUGGAUUGAGUUCUGUCAGUUACUGAGUGAAAGACUGGCAUGGCUGGAGUACCAGAAGAACAUCAUUGACUUCUACUCCCAGCUGCGACAACUGGAGCAGACAGCAAUUACUGCAGAAAACUGGCUGAAAGCACAACCCGCACCAGCAACAGAUUCUGCUACAGUAAAAACACAAUUGGAAAGGUGCAAGGAUGAAAUCAUCCGCUUAUCAACCCUUCAGCCUCAAAUUGAACAGCUAAAGGCUCAAAGUCAAGCACUGAAAGAAAGAGAACAAGGGCCAGUGUUUGUGGAUGCUGACCUUGCUGCUUUUAUCAACCAUUUCAAACAAAUACUUGCUGACAUGCAUGCCAGAGAAAAGCAGCUACAGACCAUUUUUGACAGUUUGCCUCCUGUACACUAUAAAGAGACAAUGAGUACUCUACUUCUGUGGAUUCAGCAGUCAGAAACUAAGCUCUCCAUGCCUCAGGUUACAGUUGCUGAAUAUGACAUCAUGGAGCAGAGACUCAGGGAGCUCAAGGCUCUGCAAAGUUCUCUCCAAGAACAGCAAAAAGGCCUGAACUAUCUCAGCACAACUGUGGAAGAGAUGUCCAGGAAAGCCCCUGCAGAAGUCAGCAAGAAAUAUCAGUCAGAGAUUGAGGGAGUCCUUGGCCGCUGGAAGAAAUUGUCAGCGCAGCUGGUGGAACAUUGCCAGAAACUUGAGGAGCUUAUGACUAAGCUUCAGCGAUUCCAGGUUAACAAAGCUUUUUUACCACAAACUACUGUCUGGUUGCUUGUAGCCAUG
Molecule: messenger RNA, 3235 nt
Organism: Struthio camelus australis
Lineage: Eukaryota; Metazoa; Chordata; Aves; Struthioniformes; Struthionidae
Source: RefSeq, a predicted model, not a curated record